Seminavis robusta is the source of this 2592-nucleotide messenger RNA. The record is from the annotation of a GenBank genome assembly. Lineage: Eukaryota; Bacillariophyta; Bacillariophyceae; Naviculales; Naviculaceae.
AUGGAAGACCAAUCAAACACGGACUUGAUCUUGCAGCAACAAUUGGAGGAACAGCAGCAGCAGCAACAACAACAACAACAACAAUUGCAACGACAAGCGAUUCAUCCAGCUCCAUCUCCCGUUCCGUAUCCAUAUUAUCCCUCCUCAACUCAUAAUCAAAGCGAUCGGCUGCGACGACGAAACACGGGGACAUCGUACCCGUUGUUCCACACGAACAACAGCCAUACUACCAAUAGUGAAGAAGCCUCUCAGGGGAGUUUGAACGAGAGUCAAGCGAGUUUCUUUUCGGGAUUGGAUGGAUUGGAAAUGCCAUCGACUAGUUUGCAUGCUAAUCAUGCUCAUCAUCAUCAGCCUCCUCAUCAUAAUAACAAUAAUAUGAUGUUGCCAGAUGGGAAUCAGUUGCUGCCCAACAGUUACAAAGCCACGCGACAUCACAGCAACAGUCCGACCAACCAUUACAGCAACAACAGUCCCACCAAUCACUACUAUCAUCAUCCCCCUGUGUCGAUGCAACAACAACAACAGCAGCAACAACAACAGCAACGACUGAACAAGAGCCUCAACAACAUUUCGCACUCUCCUCCUCGUCAUCCUCGUCAAGAACCUCCUCGUCAACCGUCUUAUCAACGCACCGCCACAUUGCCAGCCCCACGAUCUUCCAACAACAGCAACAGUCGCAGCUACGCUGGAGACGAUGCGCACACCAAUAGUAAUACAAAUUCACGACGACGACCGUUUUCGCGAGAUCUCACGCCGCAGCAUCAAAUUGAUCGACGCAAUUCCCGACGACGCGUCACAAGCACCAGUUCGGCAUCGUCGUCGGCCGCCAAGAAAAAGGCAUCCGUUCCCAAUCGAUAUUACAUUCCGGGAAACAAAUCCGUACAAACCGAAUGGUCUUCACCGACGCGACAACGACGCAGUCGCAACACACUGCCCAACACUAGCAGUGUCAGCAACAACAAUAGCAUGAGCAGUAACGACAGUGAUUCCAGAGGAGGUGUCUUGCCCGAAGAAGAUCCCAACGCUAUCAACAACAACAACAACAACAACAGCAGCAGCAGUGGCAACCAAAACAUUAUUGUCUUGCCCUCCAUUUCCAUUCCCAACGGAAGUUGUCCGGAAGAAUACAAUACCAACAACAACAACUAUCAUCGCUCGUCCCAAGCACCCACACUGCCCUUACGACGACCCUGUGUCACCGCCACCAGUAUGUGUUUCCGCGGCUCUGGAACAGUUAAAUUCUGUGUCUUGAUCCAAUUUGUCUUUGUCAUUCCACUCUGUUUGUACGUUUUUGAUGCCCACGCACAACAAAAAAGUGCCAAACAACAAUUGCAACAAUACAACGAAGAACAUGAACACAUGCUCAAUCAAAUGAUGUGGAUGGAUGCCGCUGCUAAAAAAAUUACCGCCAAUCAGUAUCGACGCAAGGGAGAUACAUUGCAUCACAGUCGACCGCAAGCGCAAGCACAACAAGCACAGCAACAACAACAGUUCUAUCCCGGCGAUGACAAUUUUGGGAGUACGGGUGCGGCCGGCCGCGACACUACCACGGAGGAUAACACUGCUACCAACUACAAGAAUUACCGGGAUAGUUACUACGGAGCGGACACAUCGGCCACGGAAGAUUUGCGUGACAGUGUGCACAAACUACGAGGACAAAUGAGAGACAUUCAAUAUCGCAUUCAACAAAACUCGAUUGUAAGAAUCAACGAAAAGUACGGAGAAGGACCCAUUCAAGUCUACAUUCAUCCCGAACCACAACAAGACGAAUACUACAAUAACAACAACGGUAAUGGUGAACAACAAGACGAAAUGACGUCGGAGAUUGCCAUUGAAUUGUUUAUUGAAGACACACCCCAUGCCGUUUCCACAUUUCUAUACCAGAUUGAACGAGGACAUUGGAAUCGCGUACAAAUGAACUGGAUCAGUGAAACAUCCAUCUUGAGCAAACCCGGCUCAGCCGUCACGUCGGGAAUGGGAGAUUGGAUGCAAACGUCCCGGCUCGAGUUUCUAGAACAGUUCCCCAUUCGUCACUGUGAAGUCGCCCUCGUGCAACGAGGACAAAUGGGAGUCCUCAGUUUGAAAAUCAAUCUCGUCGAAGUGCCCUUUCAAGAACACGAAGAAGUCUGUAUCGGACGAUUGUUGAACGAUCGAUUGAUUCUGCCAAAAUCCAGAGAAUAUUUCAUGGCCGAAUUCACCACGACCAGUAACAGUGGAAGUGGCAACAAGAAGCAGCACACGCCGCCGAAAGAUGAAGACUCGGACAAUCAUCCCGAAAUGCGAUUGUUGAAGGAUCCACUGGUUCUUCUGACGACCAACGCCAAGUCCAACGAACUUUCGACGACGACGGCGACCACAAGUGAACAGGAAGAAACUGCUCCAGCCGAACGAGACGAAGAAGAAGAACAAGACAACGAAGAAGAAGAGCCAGCUACUAGUAGUACGGAGGAUCCUUCUCGAGAACAAGAGCUCGACAUUGAAGAGGUCUUCGAUCCGGGGCAGGACAUAACGGACGAUGAUCGUCCACGAGAACAAGAGCUCGACAACGAAGAAUUCGAAGAGCCGGGGCAGGAGCCGCUGCAGUUGGCAUAG